ACCCUCAACAUAACCUUCAGAGCUGCAACGUAAACAAAGUGUAUACAAGACCAGAGUUUGAGAAGUUUGGUCAUUGCUCGUUGAAUGUUGGUUAAUGUUUGUUAUCUCGUUCUUUCCGUUUAGUUACUUCGUACUUGAGUGUUUUGUGUAUUACUUCAGAUGCCGAUAAACAGCAUAGAAGAAGUGAAUGUUAUUUUCAUUUUAUGAGUUAGCCUAUUGGAGUUUGUGUUAUCGGUUUGAAGAUAUACAAGAUGAGCUGCUAAUUGGCACAAACAUCGAUCGCGUGAUUGUCCAAUUAAGUUCUUACCAAAUACAUACGUCACAUUUCUUCAUAGGGGGCAAUUUUAUCAGUAAUGGAAAAACGUAGAAUGAAAGCACAAAUAAGUUAUCAUUUGCCCGUGUUGAACCGUGACCUGUGAUAAAUUAAGGUCGAGACUGUUGAGAGAUAAAUGUGAAGAAAGUUAUUAUUGAACUCAGUACCACUGGAACAAGUUUAUAGUACUGUACUUGGUUGAAACUAGGCAUUUGAGUUUUAAGUUAAUUUUGCAACUUUAUUCUUCAAGAAGUGCUGUGCUAACUUUAUAGACCAUCGUAGUGACUGAAUUAACUUCAGUGAUAUCCUACACUUGGGGAAUUAGUUUGUAUAAAUCAGACAAUUUAAUUUUUUGAGGCAACAGAUAAUAUGAUUGUAAUGCCCUUGGUACAUUCAUCAUUAGUAAUGUGUUUUAAUGUUGCCAUGAGCAAGAAUAUAAUUUAUUUUAACAGAAUUAACCCAAUUUACUACUCUGAUUACUCUGACACAAAUGUUUCUGUUAUUACAAAGAACUGAAUUUUAAUUCUGUUAAGUUGAAAUAGUUUUAUUAUAAUUAAUCGAGUAAGUUAGACUAUAACUUUAUUAAAACAUUUUGCCUUAUCAGUAAUGGCAAACGUGGAAGCAAAAAGUAAGCCUACUUUGAAAGUAAUGGCCGAAGAUGUUGUCACUGAUAUAAAGGAAUAUGUUGGAAAUUCCCCGGUCCUUAAGGCUUUUCUGGCUGGCUCCAUAUCCGGAACAUGCUCCACUGUACUUUUUCAACCUUUAGACCUGGUGAAAACACGUUUACAGUCUUCAAGCCAAGUAGCGACAAUGUCAUCUCGUCCUGGAUUGGCUGGAACCAUUGGCAUGAUGGAUAUUCUCUCAGGAAUCGUCCAGAGAGAACAUAUGUUUGCCCUGUGGAAGGGAAUGACUCCAAGCCUAACACGAUGUGUGCCAGGAGUUGGUCUAUACUUUGCUUCCAUGCACUGGAUGAAGACAACAUUCACCGAUGGGCGACCUACCCCUGCUCAGGCCAUGACUAUUGGAGUGGCAGCUCGAUCCCUUAGUGGUAUCUGCCUCAUACCUAUUACCGUUGUCAAGACUCGUGUUGAGAGUGGAGAGUAUGCCUAUCGUGGGGUCAGUGAUGCUCUGAAGAUGAUCUAUCGUAAUGAGGGUCUAAGGGGUCUCAGCUGUGGUCUGGUGCCGACACUAUUCAGAGAUGCACCAUUUUCUGGUCUUUACCUCGUCUUCUACAGCCAAAUCAAACAGGCUCUUCCUAAAGAACUAAUGGUGGGAGAUCUUGCUGCUCCAACUCAUUUUACAUGUGGACUACUUGCUGGCGUAUUGGCAUCCCUGGUGACUCAACCAGCUGACGUCAUCAAGACCAAAAUGCAACUUUACCCUGGACGAUACCGGAGCAUCCUUCACGUCAUGGUGUUUCUUCACCAGAAAUAUGGUGUAAAAGGUUACUUUAAGGGCCUCAUGCCACGCAUGCUCCGCCGCACCCUAAUUGCUGCCAUGGCCUGGACAAUAUAUGAACAACUUACCCAGUCGAUUGGACUCAAAUAAUGGCUGUGAAAUGGCGAUGUUUGACUUGAAUGUUGAGCUGAGCUGUAGAGAACCUCUUUACAGUUGAGAGUCUACGAUUGUUCGGCACUCUUCAGAUCUGUGAUCAGCGUCUUAGCUAGCUACGGGCCUACCCUCGGGUCCGUUAGAUUUGCUGCAACCCUUCUUUGUUUUAGGCUAAGUCAGUUUUAAGCUUUUCGUGCGUGCUCGAGUUGAUUGAAAUUAUAUUAAGUUCUUUCCUAGCAAGUGUUUGUUUAGAAUGUGUCCCGUUAUUGGACUUAACGUAAAUUGAGUAAUACAACUUCAAAUUUUUGGAAAUUUAUUUGAAUAACACAGUUAAAUAGUCGGUACUAAGUUGAAGAUCUGUAUGUUCUUAAUUAUAAAUCUGUUGGUUUAACCUAACCUAGGAUUUUUAAAUCUUAUCAAUUUUAAAUAACCGUAACUAAAAAUAGUUUGCAAUAGGUUUUUCAUUUCACACCACAUUAAAACAUUGAUAAGACAAUUAAUUACUACUUUAAGCAAAAUAUUAAGAUGUUUGGAAAAUGUUGUCUUUUAUUGUUAAGAUCUAUCGUUUCUUGCUGUUUUGUCUAUUAAAAUUUGUUAUAUAUUUAUAAGACCGUGAUUAUUUUAUAAGUGCACAAAACCUCGUAAACUAGUUUGACAGAGAAGGGCCUAGACCUUGAUGAAGAAGUGAGGGGAAACUCAAAGUAAGCAGGCUUCAAUUUUCAACCACCAAGCUAUACAUAUAUGCCUGUUUCAAAAAAGUAUUUAUUAGAUUUUGUUGAAAAUACUCAAUUCACCCUGGUCAUUCAGUCUUCACAUUUCAGUUCAUAUAUAAUUAACUAAUUAAAUAUAACCAACUGGAAAAAAUUAACAUUUUCUGUAAAAUUACACAUAUGGUACCUAUUCUUUGAAACUAAACAUGUGCACUUAACUUUCUGUGUUUAAUGAUUGUUGAAAUAAGGUAACUUUAGUUGACCUAUAUGUAUGAAUCAAUUACGCUUUAACUAGAGCAAAUAGUAUUUUCAUAUGGUUUGAAUAGAGCAGAUUAGAUUUAGUCUAAGAUGUUUCUUAGAGAAAUAUUUUAAGCUCUACAGGGUGUUAUUCAAUUUUAAUGUAUUAUUUUUCACGUAUAACUAUUUAUUUAACUUUUAAAUACAUUCACCAAGAGUUGAGCCUUUUUACAAUGUUUAAUUUAAUCAGCAAAUGUUUUUGUAUAAAAACAGUAUUAUUUUCUAAACUGCAAAAUUUGUUAUCUAUAUCUACAAACAAAUGAAUUCUUGAUGUAACAAUUUAACCCUUGUACUGGCCAUGGACUAGGAUAAUGUCUUAGUGUUGAUUCUUUUUACCUUCUGUAAUCCUGUAAAUAUACAAAUUCAAAUAUUAACCCCAAUAAAUAUGAUGUAUGUGUGUUCCUAAUAUAUUAUCUAUCAAAGACAGGAACUUAUAUAAAGAAAUGUUGCUGGUCAAUUUUAAUAAAACAUUAUUAAAAGUUAAUCAGGAGUAGGUACUACUGACUUCCAUGUUGAUACAGUAUUUCAGCUUCAAUACAGGUAAAACUAAAAGCAUUCAACUUGUGUUUUAUAUCAAUCAAAAUAAAGUUUCAAUAUAUAGCAUAUUUUUACUUUACAUUUUCAUAUAUUUUAAAAUUUCUUAUAUAUAUAAAUGCCAUAUUUUUACCAUCUUGAUUCAUGCAAAAAUUACAUAAUAACUAUUUAUUGUUGUCUCUGUGUCAGACACUUCUUUUAUGUUAAAAUUUUUUAUUAUGCGCUGAAAAUAAAUAAGUAUAUUUUUGAGUAUAAAUAAUGUGCCUCAAAGCAUUAAGAAGAAAAAUUGUGUAAAUGAGCUGAAAGAGGCUUACAAGCACAGGAAAAAGUAUAUGACCAGUUCAGGGGUUAAAACAAUAAAAUUGUCUGGACAUUGUACUCUAUUUAAAAAUAUUUAUAACUUACUGUCACUCAGUUCUUUUACCCACCAAAAGGUUAAAUAGUUUAAUUAAGCUUUAUUGAAUCUAAAUUUAAAUUUAAAUGCAGUUUGUUUUGUUUUUCUUAAAAGUUUUUAAACUUAUACAUUUCUAAGUUGUAAAAAUCUUUAUAAAAUUAUUUUUGUUAGUAAUCAUUAUGUUUGUGAGUUAAGAAGUAUUAAGCUGUGGUUUAUUGAAAAUAAAGAUUUUCUAAUUUUGUA
Homalodisca vitripennis (glassy-winged sharpshooter) is the source of this 4042-nucleotide messenger RNA. RefSeq names its product mitochondrial glycine transporter-like. Gene Ontology annotation, molecular function: glycine transmembrane transporter activity. The coding region runs from base 920 to 1861 and encodes 313 amino acids. The transcript has 8 exons. The record is from RefSeq and is a predicted model, not a curated record. Gene Ontology annotation, cellular component: mitochondrion; mitochondrial inner membrane. NCBI's taxonomy places the organism in Eukaryota, Metazoa, Arthropoda, Insecta, Hemiptera, Cicadellidae. Gene Ontology annotation, biological process: glycine import into mitochondrion.